Messenger RNA from Styela clava, 1148 nucleotides. RefSeq lists its product as uncharacterized. Gene Ontology annotation, cellular component: mitochondrion. The record is from RefSeq and is a predicted model, not a curated record. Gene Ontology annotation, molecular function: fatty acyl-CoA hydrolase activity. NCBI's taxonomy places the organism in Eukaryota, Metazoa, Chordata, Ascidiacea, Stolidobranchia, Styelidae.
GUAGCUAAUAAGUUUAGAAUGUUUUCUUCGCUUAGGCAAACGUUAUUUAAAGUCAAAAAGUGUGAUUUAAUCUGGUCAAGAUUGUCCAGUUCAUCAUCAACUGGGACUGCAAUAUCUGACUACAGAUUUUUUCUUCCAAUACAGACUCGAGCGAACGACAAUGAUGCUUAUUCCCACGUUAACAACACAAUUUACAAUUUAUAUGUCGACACAAUUAUUAAUAAUUACAUAAAUUGGUAUGGAUUUCCUAACCAGAAAGAAACAAACUGCAAAAGAUUGGUUGCCCAUGCAAGUUUUGAUUACAAGUCUUCAGCCGUCUAUCCAGAAAUACUCCUCGGAGCGCUGAGAGUGGACAGGAUAGGACGAUCUAGUGUGCAAUAUGGAUCAGCUGUUUUUACUCCAAAAAAGCAGUAUUUAACUUUUCUGGGUGACGAUUCACAAGACCCUCUGAUGGAAAUCGGAAUAGGGGUUCAAGGGCUCAUCACCAAUAGCGACGAUAGUGAUGUAAUAAUGAAGUUAAUGAUGCAUUACAAUCCUAAUCCUUGUCUUCUUUCUAAAUACAUUCAUGUGUUUGUUGAUGGCGCUGAUGGUAAACCAGUGCAAAAGCUGCCAACUAAUAUACAGACAGGAAUGGAAAAGAUAUCUCUCUAACCCUAUCUUAUUUACUAACAUCACCCGAAUCAUCACUAAAUGAUAGCUAGCGCACUGCAAGUUACUAAACAAAAGAUCCGUGAUUUCCAUACACCCCUACCCCCCCCCCCCCCCCCCAUCCCAUAUUUUAAUCUCUAACUUGGUUAUAAUUAUAUGUAAAUAUUCAGAAAGUAGCAUAUAUACCAGUGCAGAUGAUCAGUAGAAUAUAUAACACAUUUUAAAAGUGUAAAAUAGUUUUCUCACUGAUAGCAAAAUAUCUACCACCGCCUCAAUUUGACCACACCACUAAAAUGAAAAGCUUGGGAGCACACUACACAAGAAAUGUGGAUGAAUCGCCAAACCGCCGGUCAAUUCGAAUCGUGUCACCUCUCAUAAGAGAAUUAAACUGGGGAAUCAAACCUAUAGGAUUGGAUUUACACAUUCAUCCCCGGGGAGAGGAAAACCGAUAAGGCGGCUUAAUCUUAUGGCGAACUAAGGCCUCUCGUCCGGUUACCAGU